This is a messenger RNA of Effrenium voratum, 2633 nucleotides long. The record is from the annotation of a GenBank genome assembly. Lineage: Eukaryota; Dinophyceae; Suessiales; Symbiodiniaceae.
AGCGUAUUUUUGCCCAAACCAAAUGGCGCUCUCGCCGGAUGAGUGACACCGCUCUCUAUGAGGAGGAGGUCGCGACAGAAUACCCUCGGCUCCUGGGCGUCGAGGUUGGCUCCCGGCUCUUCGAGGUGCUGUCGGAGCACUUGAAGCAGGGCCUGCCUGAUGGCUGGUCCAUGCACGUGGCAGAGGAGAGGUCGGCGGCCUACUUCUGGAACGAGGUGAGCGGGCAGAGCAGAUGGACCCAUCCGGACCACGAGAUUUUCCAGGGUCUCGAGCGGCUGCAUCGCGAAGCGACGGCCGCGGCGGACCCCGCGGCGCACUUGCGGCGGGGCUGGGCAGCGAUGGACGCGGAGGCAAAGCGGGCGGAGGCCCAGUGGUCGGGCCCCCAGGUCACCGACGAGGGGUUGCAGUACUGGUUCCUUGCUUCCGGUGAGAGCAGCUGGAUGGACCCCUCGGAGGAGGCGCGCCGCGCGCGCAAAGUGCGGGCCGCGCUGUUCGGAGCUUUGCUCCACGAGAGCCGAAGCAGCAGCCGAAGCAGCCAAAGCCUCAGCAGCGUAGAGGCACAGCCAGAGGCCCAGUGCAAAGCGGCACGUGCUUUGAUUGUGGCAGCCUGUCGCGGGCAUCUGCAAAGGCUGAUGCUGCGGGACCACGGAUUGAGCCAGCGAAGUGUCGCGGCCAGGUCUUUGCAAGGGGCUUGCAGGGUGCAUUUGGGACGUCUGGACAUGCAGACGUUAUGGCAAGAGACGCUGGCGGAGGGCGAUCGCAGAAGGUCGGCUGCAGGCUGCAUCCAGAGACGCUGGCGGGGUCACAAGACACGCUGCUGGUGGCACGCCGAGGGCUCGCGCCUCCGAGCGGAAAAGGCGAGUGCACUGCUGCGAGCCAGAAACGAGCGGCGGCGCGUGGAGGAGGAGGCGCUUCGUGCGUUGGAGGCGAAGCGCGUGAAAGCGGCGCUGGUGAUUCAGCGGGGCUGGCGCUUGCCGUCGCUCAAGGCGCGGCAGGUGUCGCGAGUGGCGGGUGAGGAACAAGGAGACCAGGGACCAAGGUGGCACGAGCACAACAUAGAGAAACAUGUAGAGAAACAGCAUGAGCCAAAAGAGAAAGAGAGCAGAGAGGAUUUGGAUCCGGGCUUCAGCCAAGAAGAUUUGGCUCCUGGCUGCUCGCAAGAGAGUCACAAAGAUGAGGAACAGCCGGCAAACGCGCAGGUAGAGCACAAGGAACCAGAGGAGCAUGAGGAGCACGAGAGGCAGGAAUGCACGCAGAACGACAGCCAAGAAGAUUUGGUUCGGGGCUUCAGCCAAGAAGAUUUGACUCCCGACUGCUCACAAGAGAGUCACAAAGAUGAGAAGGAACAGCAGGCAGGCGAGGAGCUAGAGCACAAGGAACCAGAGGAACAUGAGAAGCACCAGAGGAAGGAAUGCACGCUCAACGACAACCGAGAAGAUUUGGUGCGGGGCUUCAGCCACAAGGGUUCGGCUCUCGACUGCUCGCAAGAGGGUCAAGAAGAUGAGAAGGAACAGCAGGCAGACGAGGAGCUAGAGCACAAGGAACCAGAGGAACAUGAGAAGCACGAAAGGAAGGAAUGCACGCAGAGUGACAGCCGAGACGAUUUGGUGCGGGGCUUCAGCCAAAAGGGUUUGGCUCUCGACUGCUCGCAAGAGGGUCAAGAAGAUGAGGAGGAACAGCAGGCAGACGAGGAGCUAGAGCACAAGGAACCAGAGGAACAUGAGGAGCGCGAAAGGAAGGAAUGCACGCAGAAUGACAGCCAAGAAGAUUUUGUUCGGGGCUUCAGCCAAGAAGAUUUGGCUUCUGACUGCCUGCAAGAGGGUCACAACGAUGAGAAGGAACAGCAGGCUGACGCUGAGCUGGAGCACAAAGAGCCAGAGGCUGGUGAGCGGCAGGAAAGGAAGGAAGGCAUGGAGAAUGGCUUUCAAGAGGAUUUGGUUCCAGGGUUUGUCCAAGAAGAACCGGGACACGCGCCAGAGACGGAAGAGGACAAAGAGCCAAAGCAUGGCAAGCCCGAGUCGAACAGGUUCUCAGACAUGGAGCGCCAGGCUGAUUUGGCUCUGGACUUUUUGCAUCGAUGGCAGAAGGACGAAAAGGAACAUCUGGCCGAAAAGCAGCUGAAGCAGAAGGCAAAAGAGCGCGACAAGAUCAAGUGGAGCGAAGCUUUGGCGCAUCAUGAAGAUCAAAGCCCAGACUUCGGCAGAGAUUGGAAUGCUUCGCUGGAUGCUGUCUUGAAAGACUUGCUGCAGUCGGAGCCGGCGAAGGACGCGGAGAACAUCUUCCCCGACCGCGUGCCCGGCGUGGCCUUCGCGGAGAAGCUCCGGCCGAGGCCGACGCCCGCGCCGAGGCCGAAGCGCCAAGAGCGGCCGCCGGUGUCGGCCAAGUCCGUCCUCGACGCGUCGCUUCUCCCGAACCUCGACGCCCUCAAAGUGGAGGAGAUCGACGACUUCGCGGCCGCUCCGCUGCGACCGGCGAGGAGAGCUUCAAGGAUUUCGAGCUGGAGUCGUCCAUUUCGCGCGCCCCCAGCAGGUGUGAGGUCAGCCGACCUCCAAGCAUGGCCUCCGCAUCCCGUCAGUGUGCCUCCACCCCCGAGCUGCGCGCUCGAUGCGACAGUCGGGCUGCCGUGCCGCUGA